Messenger RNA from Clonostachys byssicola, 1620 nucleotides. Lineage: Eukaryota; Fungi; Ascomycota; Sordariomycetes; Hypocreales; Bionectriaceae. The record is from the annotation of a GenBank genome assembly.
AUGGAUGCGCCGCUACCGCAACACCCCCCUAGUCGACGCCGCAAGGUUCGAAAAGGCACCUUCUCCUGCUGGGAGUGCAAGAGACGGAAGCGCCGUUGCGAAUUCAAGCCGGGGUCAUCUUCCGCCUGUGUGUCUUGCCAGCACCGAGGCCUGCCAUGCCUGAGCCAGGAAGAGUAUGAACCCCAUGCCGGGCCGGAGCAGGUGUCGGAGCGUAUCUGCCAUGUCGAAAAGCUAGUCGGCGUGCUUCUCCAGCAAAGAGGACAGGAGCACGGCAAUAUUGGAUGUGCGAGCGCUCUCACCAUUCCUCCUUCGCCUUCGGGAUCCUCGCUAAACAUCACGACCUAUCUCUAUUCGGUUCUGCCCUCCCCUUCAGAUACAACCUCGAUCCUAUCACACGGAAACUCUUUCCGCAUGCCUCGAUGGUCUGGAUGGGCUCGGUCAGCCCCGCUGCUAGAACCUCCACCCCUCGAAGCACAACCUAUCUGGUACGGCCGCAGGCUGAUGCAACUUGCCCUCCGUCUGCAAGACUCCGGCGUCCCCGGAUGGGAUGCUUCCAAGUACGCACAGAUAGUGGCUCACUGUGUCUCCUCCAUUGACGCAUUGGUAUCUUCCACCGACGGAAUCGAAACUCUGAUGCUCGAGGCCAUGUACUACGUUAACGAUGGGAAACUGCAAGAAGCGUGGCUCCGGUGCCGGCGAGCCAUGUCGAUAGCCCAGCUUCUCGGUCUCGAUCGUGCAGGAUGGACUGACAACGCUAUUCUUCGCCGUCUUGUAUUUGGCGAUCGCGUCAUGUCUCUAGAACUAGGUGUUGCACAUUUUGGGAUUAUGAAUUAUGGAUCGCUUGACAGUGCCGAUCCGAUCACCAGGCUGGAAAGGAUCCAUGUCAUAACUGCUACUCAAAUUAUUGAACGAAACCUGCGCAUGAUGGACAGAAGUCCAGAAUCGAUACAGGCUGAGACGCUGGGUAUUGACCAACUGAUGAAGAAGGCGAUGAAGGAUCUUCCGCCAGGCUGGUGGUCAGCGUCGACGAAGAAAUCACUAUCGGUCCUCGAGGAGGAGGAGGCAAUGGAAGAAACUAUGAAGUUGAUCACUCAGGUAAAUCACUACUGGCUGCUCACGCAACUCCAUCAACCACCUGUCAUACUAGAUCUCUGCUGCCCUGUAAAUUUUGGGACCAACUCGUACUCAAGAACGGUUUUGGCCUCCUCAUGUCGUCAGGUCCUCUCGCGCUUCCUACUCAUACGGCAAUAUCACUGUGGUGGACUAUACCGCGGCGCUGAUUCCAAGGCUGUGUCGGCUUCCAUCGGGCUUCUCAUGGCACAUAUCGAUGGUCGUCGGGAUAGCACUGAUAAUGCGUUGGAGCAUCUACGACCACAAGACAUGGAUCUUAUACGAGAUUCACUUGAUCUGUUCGAAGCCCUCUCAAGACCAAAAUCAGAACGAUCGGCUGUUCACAGUUUGCUCGCCAUUGAAUCAAAUGCAGCCUGUGGUACCAAUUAUAUGUUCUCUACGACGACUGAAGAUGCCCUGCGAUUGACGUUGCCUUACUUCGGCACCAUGAGUCUUAUACCGAUAUCAUUUGAGGUUGCAGAUCUGGAAACUGAAUCUUUAGCUCUCUGA